GGCGCCCCACACCGAAGCCCGAAGUCCGCAGCCCGCAGCCGCCCUCCCUCUUCUCCUCUCAGGCGACGACUCGCCGAGUCGCCGGCUCGGCUGUCGGCUCUCGCCGCCCCAGGCCGAAACCUAUCUCGCCGCGCCACCAGGGGAGAACACCCCCUCCAGGAAUCGGCCGAAACCCAGUCACCCAGCGCACCGCACACCUCGUUUCUCCUUCUCCCCCCGAACCACGCAAGCCCUCGGGCGAGCAGGGAUAUCGCGGACCGCGAUCCCGUCUCGCUGCCGGCGGCCGGCUGCGGGGGUCGCGCUGUCACCCCUCGGGAAGAUCUCGGGAGAGCCGUUCGCCCCGUCACCCCGUCGGGCCCUCCUCGCCGCGUGACGGGAUCGACCCACCCCGGCCCGUCUGCUGUCACCGUCCCGCGGCCGUCCAGAUCCCGCAGCGUCCUGCCACCCUCAGGGCUGUGCUCAUAACUUUGGGCCUAAAGUUUUUGUCUUGAAUGGCAACAUCUUUGGAUGUUCCACUGGAUGAUUUAAUUAAAAGCAGAAAUGGGAGGGGAAGGGGAAGAGGCAGGGGACAAGGAGGGGGUCGAGGCAGAAGUGACGGCCAAAGAUUGACUCGUGGCUCAUGGCGUGGGCGUGGUACUGGCACCUUCCGUGGAAGGGGACUUGGGGUGCCUUCGCGAAGGCCACUUGGUGUUAAUAUUCGGUCUUCAUCCUUUGCUAUUGCCAAGGCCAUAUCUGCUACCUUUAUACUGUGGAGCUUCAAAGAGGAUCCAAUGGAUUUCUCGUUUCGAAGUACCAGAGGACUGGCCCUUUUCUGCUGAGUAUUGGUGGCGAGAUAUAUGUUGGGUUUUGCUGGUUAAUGCUUCAAAGUUCAAACUGAAAACAUUGUGUCCACUUGUUGUCAGCAUGCUGAUGGGCCACAUAUUAAUCUGUGGAUAAGGCCUUUGAUUAACAGAAAUAGCACCAUUCUAGGCAAAUGGUUUAGGGUUUUAUGAUUUUACUGAUGCUAUUUGCCUCAUCAAGUACCAUGGAUUGAUGAGUUUUGUGAUUUUAUGCUAAUACUUUCUCGUCACAAUCUGGACAUGCAUGAAUGGAAUAUCAGUCAUUCAAUAAAGCAAAGGAUUUUGUUUGGAGACAUGAUUUGUUUGAGGAUAGCAUGGUGGCAGCUGGGCUUUCUGGGAUAGAAUCUGGUACAAAACUGUACAUUUCAAACUUGCACUAUGGAGUGACAAAGGAAGAUAUACAGGAGCUUUUUUCAGAAAUGGGUCAUUUGAAGCACUGUGCUGUUCACUACAACAAUAAUAGACACCCAACUGGUUCUGCCGAGGUGAUAUUUACCAGGAGAAGCGAAGCUCUUGCUGCGCUGAAACGAUAUAAUAAUGUGCGCCUUGAUGGGAAGGCAAUGAAGAUUGAAGUGAUAGGAGCAGAUUUAGGUAUAUCUGCUGCUGUUGCUGCACCCUGGAUUAGUGUUGUUCCGGGUGCAAGGGGAAGAGGACAGAGAGAAGUUGUAAUGAUGCCUGGUGGAAGUGGGUUUGGUCGAGGUGCAGCUGGCUCAUCUAGUUUGCUUCCCGGGUGGAAGCGUGGAGGUUUUGCUCAAAGAGGGGGAGGUCAAGUGCUCGGAGGUUUUACCCAAAGAGGAGGACAAGUGCAUGGACGCCGGCGUGGCCGUGGGCAUAGUAGCUUUGGUCAAGGCCGUGGACGUGGCUAUGUGCGAAAGGGAAACGUGGAGAAAUCAGCUGAACAAUUGGACAAGGAGCUUGACAACUACCAUUCUGGUGCGAUGAAUGUUGACUAAGAUGGUGCAUCCACCAUCCAGUCACCUUGAAGUUGGAUGUAUGUUGAACAUAAGCUUGGUAUUCUGUCAGGUGUGCGCAUGUCUGACUGCUUUCGUUGUCUAGCUGGAAGAUUAGAUUUCACCUGCGAUUUCGUGUUUGAUGUUUGUCCUAUGGAUGAUACCAUAAUUGGCUUGUGACAGAAUGAUGAAUCGUGUUUUUCAACCAAUUGUAGGGUUUUCUGUUACGUGUUUUCAUAUUUUCUAUAAUUCCUACUGUUGUAUUCAGUCUGGUAAAAUUUGCUGGAGCUCAGAAUUUUUAAUGGGCAUCAGCAAAAAUGUUUAGAGACA
Molecule: messenger RNA, 2119 nt
Organism: Panicum virgatum (switchgrass)
Lineage: Eukaryota; Viridiplantae; Streptophyta; Magnoliopsida; Poales; Poaceae
Product: THO complex subunit 4D-like
Exons: 7
Coding region: 1088-1792 (234 amino acids)
Biological process (GO): mRNA export from nucleus
Cellular component (GO): nucleus
Molecular function (GO): mRNA binding
Source: RefSeq, a predicted model, not a curated record